AUGGUGAAGCCUAUCGUUACCGGUAGUAAGUGGAUAGUGAAGAGCCCUAUUUUCAGCCGCCAAAGACUAUUAGUUUUAUCAGCCGAGGAACAAACUGGGGUGCUUUUCUGUCUCAACGGUUUCAAACUCAUUCGACAUGGCCUGAUGUCGCAACGAGAUACUACCGUCCGCAGUGGACGGAGUUGCAAGAGGCUUCGCAAUCAACCGUGGCUUUCUUUUCUAGCUGUUGGCAACCCUGAGGCAUCUAGUAAUCUAGUAACAGUACAGUUCAGUGAGUAUUGGACAACUAAGUCACAAUGGAAAUAG
Nezara viridula (southern green stink bug) is the source of this 306-nucleotide messenger RNA. The record is from the annotation of a GenBank genome assembly. Lineage: Eukaryota; Metazoa; Arthropoda; Insecta; Hemiptera; Pentatomidae.